Messenger RNA from Odobenus rosmarus divergens (Pacific walrus), 1119 nucleotides. It is a transcript of the gene BAMBI, whose product is annotated as BMP and activin membrane-bound inhibitor homolog (Xenopus laevis). Gene Ontology annotation, molecular function: frizzled binding. The transcript has 3 exons. The record is from RefSeq and is a predicted model, not a curated record. Lineage: Eukaryota; Metazoa; Chordata; Mammalia; Carnivora; Odobenidae. Gene Ontology annotation, biological process: positive regulation of canonical Wnt signaling pathway; negative regulation of transforming growth factor beta receptor signaling pathway; transforming growth factor beta receptor signaling pathway. The coding region runs from base 5 to 787 and encodes 260 amino acids.
GUCAAUGGAUCGCCAUUCCAGCUACAUCUUCAUCUGGCUGCAGCUCGAACUCUGCGCCAUGGCCGUGCUGCUCACCAAAGGUGAAAUCAGAUGCUACUGUGAUGCUGCCCACUGCGUGGCAACUGGCUAUAUGUGUAAGUCGGAGCUGAGCGCCUGCUUCUCCAGGCUUCUUGAUCCUCAGAACACAAACUCCCCACUCACCCAUGGCUGCCUGGAUUCUCUCGCAAGCACAGCAGACAUUUGCCAAGCCACACAGGCCCGAAACCACUCUGGCACCACCAUGCCCACAUUGGAAUGCUGUCACGAAGAUAUGUGCAAUUACCGAGGGCUGCACGAUGUGCUCGCCCCUCCCAAGGGGGAGGCCUCAGGACAAGGAAACCGCCAUCAGCACGAUGGCAGCAGGAACCUCAUCACCAAAGUGCAGGAGCUGACUUCCUCCAAAGAGCUGUGGUUCCGGGCGGCCGUGAUCGCCGUGCCCAUCGCCGGCGGCCUGAUCCUGGUAUUGCUGAUCAUGUUGGCCUUGAGGAUGCUCCGAAGUGAGAACAAGAGACUGCAGGAUCAGCGGCAGCAGAUGCUGUCCCGUUUGCACUACAGCUUCCAUGGACACCAUUCCAAAAAGGGGCAGGUAGCCAAGUUAGACUUGGAGUGCAUGGUGCCAGUAAGCGGCCAUGAGAACUGCUGUGUGACCUGUGACAAGAUGAGACAAGCGGACCUCAGCAACGAGAAGAUCCUCUCGCUCGUCCACUGGGGCAUGUACAGUGGGCACGGGAAGCUGGAGUUCGUAUGACGGGGGCUGACCCCGAACCGAAGUUUGUGGGCGCUGGAAGGCUUGGGGUUCUGCUGGACAGGAGCACUUUAUCUGAAGAAAAACGAACUCACAGACUCACCUUCGAGAGACAGAAUGACCUCUGCAAACAGAAUCUUGGAUAUUUCUUCUGAAGGAUUAUUUGCACAGACUCUUUAAAUACAGUCAAAUGUAUUAUUUGCUUUAAAAUGAUAAAAAGCAACGAGAAGAGUACGUACACACUGUUACCAGGGUUAUUUGCAUCUGAGCGAGCUGAAAUCGAGUACCUAAAUAAACUAAAAUGUGCUCUGUGUAAGCUCCAACAUCUUGAUUUA